Molecule: messenger RNA, 1725 nt
Organism: Malus domestica (apple)
Lineage: Eukaryota; Viridiplantae; Streptophyta; Magnoliopsida; Rosales; Rosaceae
Product: protein NRT1/ PTR FAMILY 5.5
Biological process (GO): transmembrane transport; dipeptide transport
Cellular component (GO): membrane
Molecular function (GO): dipeptide transmembrane transporter activity
Source: RefSeq, a predicted model, not a curated record
GGCGGAUAUACUUGCUGCAUAUGCAAUGUGGAUGACCAUGGCAUACUUAACAGAUGCAUGGAAGCUCAGUCCCACCCACGCGGCUGGAAUUCUCAAUAUUUUCUGGGGCAUGGUGGCCAUAAUGCCAGUGGGCUUGCAGUUUCUUGUGGAUGCUUUCAUGGGUAACUUCUGGAUGGUCUUAGUUUCCAGUUUUUCCUACUGUGUGGGCUUAGGUUUUUUGUCAAUGUCAACGCCACCAGUCCUUACCGGGGCAACAGGCACUUGCAGCGCAUAUGAGCCCGAGUGCAUUGGCCAAGCACAAAAGGCCCUCUUUUUCACAGCGUUAGCCCUAAUAGCUGUGGGAGUUUGCGGUCACUUGACCUCCUUAGGGACGUUCAUUGCUGAGCAGUUCAUGCGCCCAGACGAAGACGCAGACUCAGACCUUGAGGAGGGCAGGCUCUUGCAAUUUUUCCUCAGCUGCUUAGCCUCCGUUAUGGCAAUCCUCGUCCCUAUAGCUGGAGUUUUUGCAGCUUAUUUUAUAAAGCCUUGGUCAAUUAGGUAUGGCAUCCCAGCCAUAUGUACCUUGGUAGCUCUACUUAUUUUCUUAACUGGUUCGCGCUCGUAUCACACUCCUAGAGGACAAGGCAGCCCUCUCACAACUCUGAUUAGGGUCUUUGUGGCCUCAGCCUCUAAAAUUUUCCAGAAAUGCCCGAGAGAUGCCUCUCAGCUCUAUGAGAGACAUGAUGUUGAUUAUUGCAUACCUCACACUAACCACCUCAGGUGCCUAGACAAGGCUGCCAUUUUAUCAGCCACCCAACCUCUAGAGCAACAACAAAAUAAUAGGUGGAGACUUUGCAGAGUCACAGAAGUGGAAGAAACCAAAAGCAUCCUAUGCAUGAUUCCUCUAUGCACAACCUUUAUCCUAUUGGGUGUUGUAACUUCAAUCGGAAAUACCUACUUCAUCGAGCAAGCAAUCCACAUGAACCGCAAAGUUGGGCGAAUAAAGGUUCCUCUUCCAUUGCUUCUAUGGUUCUAUGACCAAGCCAAACAAUUUUGUGGAAAACUCACACAACUUUUAGGACUAACAAGGUAUGGUCCCCCAAUUGGAAUUGGUGUAUCAAUGAUUUUUGCAAUUCUAUGUUGCAUCACGGCAGCGAAAGUGGAGACACGAAGGCUAGGCGUGGUUGCAAGCCAUGGUCUAAUUGACAAGCCGGAGGAAACAAUUUCCAUGACCAUAUUUUGGUUGCUUCCACAGUUUCUUCUCCUAGGAGGUGCUGAUGGGAUUGCAGAAAAUAGCAUUGCUUUGUUCUUCAUUAAUCAGGUUCCUCCGUCCAUGGCGCAGUACAUGGUUAUGUUUGCCAUUGCUGUUUUUGGAGCUGGGACAAUGGGCAGUACUUUGUCGGUUCAUUUAGUUGGUAAGAUAAGUGGAAGGGGAGGGAGAUCCAGUUGGUUUCAAGACACUUUGAACAAAAGUCGUUUGGAUAAUUACUAUUGGACCUUGGCUGCACUGGCUGCAGCUAAUCUUGUUUUCUAUAUUUUGAUGAGCUUUUGGUAUGCUUAUAACGAUUCGAAAUCGGAGGAGGAAGAAGAUUCUGGUGCAACUGGUCAGGAACUCGAAUUUCAAGUGGAGUGCUCCUGUUGCUGCAUAUAGAUUUUCGUAGGCACUGCCAUUACAAAAAUAAAAUUUUUGUAUCAUGUUCAAUCACUAAACAAAAAUAAGUUCAUAGGGUUGUAAUUUUCACACAG